CCGGCAGCGAGUCGCGCAAGAUCACUACCGUUUUUCGACGUUUCGAAGUCUUCCUCAAUGAUAACAAACUUACCGCCGGAGCAGAAGAUUAGUCUGCCAAAUAUGAAGAACAAUACAGUAUGAAUAUACCCAGAAAACAUUUCUCAGGAAUGCCUUAGGUUCGGGUCAACGCCUCCUGUCAAGAAUCCGAAAACAUCCCUACUUUGACCCUCAGGACUUCGAGCACGCCGGGUCUGCGGCCUUGGGCACAAUGUCAACCUUACAUAGUACGCCCAGCCCGUUGGGCAGCGGAAUUUUUGCCAUUACAAGGACAAGAAUACUGCUAGUCGCAUCUCUUCUAGUAACAUGGACAAUCGCAUACCUCCUCCCUUCAUACAAACAAUCCAUCCGAGAGGUUGCGAAAGAUACAUAUAACGAUGCCAUCCAGCAUUUGCCAGCCGUCAAAGUCGACUGGCACCCCAAAUACGACCCCAAGGCUCAAUUCAAUGCCACGAAGGUCGCUCUCCUGAUCGAGGCCCGCCCGAUUCCCCAUCUCGUCCCACAACUCCUACAUAUGAUAUCGGUGGUGCCACACGACUGGAGAUUCGUUUUCAUAGGUUCGAAUAAGAGUGUGAUCAGCGUCUCUCGAAGUUUUGCGACGCAAUUUCAGGAGGCGAACGGGAAGCUGGAUUUAGUGGUACUUCCCAAACCAUGGUCGAUCGAGAGCAAAGAACUUGUUUACAGGUUACUCACCGACGUUCGCUUUUACGAUGAGUUCUUGCCAAAUGUGGAGUGGCUCUUGAAGUUUGAGGCUGAUGCCAUUCUGUGUGCUCGAUCCGAUGACAGUCUCAACGACUGGUUGGACUAUGACUGGGCUGGAGCUCCAAGGACUGCUGACGAUAGAUUUGCUGGCAAUGGAGGCCUUUCACUUCGAAGAGUGUCUGCGGUAAAGAAAAUCUUGAAUUUCCAAUCCAGAUACAACGACACAGAACCGGAAGACGAGUGGUUCGGCAAGAGGAUCACUCUCCUUCCCGGUGCCAAGGUUGCCAGUGGAGUCCAAGAGGAUCAUUUCGCUGUCGAAGACAUAUGGCAUGCGAAGCCUAUGGGAUACCACGUCCGAGCAGAUAACCUCGCGGAUGAUGUUUGGAGGGACCCAGUUCGGAGGAAGAGCAACUUCGACUACUGCCCUGAGCUUUCAAUGGUUAUGGACAUGAAACUUGAGCAAGAGCGUUGCGAAGGUGAUAAUAAAAUGGGCGAGAUUCUGGACGAGGCUGCCCAGCGGCUGGCAGCCAAAGACAAAGCUGCCACUGCCGCGAGGCAAGCAUCUAGAUGAUAUUUGCAAUAGUUUGCGAGUUUUAAGCGACCUUUAGAUUUGUAUGAAUGAAGAUGAGAUGGGAAACAUGACACCCCAUAGCUGGCGUUUUGGGGAACUGGGGAUUGUGCCUCUUUUGGAACUUAAGGAAAACAAACAGGAAGAAGCAGAGACAACUAAGGAAUCAAAGAGAUAUCAAAACAAACACAAGAAAAGCUGAC
Molecule: messenger RNA, 1512 nt
Organism: Hyaloscypha bicolor E
Lineage: Eukaryota; Fungi; Ascomycota; Leotiomycetes; Helotiales; Hyaloscyphaceae
Exons: 3
Coding region: 251-1312 (353 amino acids)
Source: RefSeq, a predicted model, not a curated record